CCCACACACCCCCCCCGUACUGGAACAGCACAGCUCGGGCAACAGCUUGUUCUGGAGUACAAAUCAUCAGUGUCAUCGCCAGAAUGUUGUCAGGGCCUAUAGCCUUUGCAGUAUCCAAUGCCUCCAGCCACUAAUCUAAAAGCCAGCCUUUCCCCAGUUUCUGGAAUCGUGCAUUUUGCUGAGCUCUUGAAUGCUUGUUCGGCAGAAGUUUUUCCUGGGACUGAACUGGUCUUACCCCAUGUCAGAGCAAAACUUGCAGGGGUUGCUAAGAGACGAAAUGGGGUGAACAUUUCCACGACCACAGUUGCCACGGGGACCGAUGAUUCAUUCCUGAAGUGGACCCUGCUCCUGAUUCCUGUCACUACCUUCAGCCUGGGCACCUGGCAGGUGCAGCGGCGGAAAUGGAAGCUGCAGCUCAUCAAGGACCUGCAAGCACGAACUCGCUCGGAGCCACUGCCCCUGCCCCUGGGGCAGUUGGAGCUGAAGCAGCUUGAGUACAGGAGGGUGAGGGUCCGAGGGAGGUUUGACCACUCCAAGGAACUCUACAUCAUGCCGCGAACGAGGGUGGACCCAGACAAAGAUGUACAAGAAGCUGGGCGCCUGAUGUCCAGCACAGAGCCUGGAGCCAAUGUGAUCACUCCAUUCGACUGUACUGAGCUGGGGGUGAGGAUUCUUGUGAAUAGAGGCUUUGUUCCCAGAACGAGACUGAAACCGGAAACACGGACCAAAGGACAGAUUACAGACGAGGUGGAGAUCGUUGGUGUCAUCCGACUGACAGAAAGUCGCAGACCGUUCACUCCUCAGAACGAUGUCGAGAGGAAUUGUUGGUAUUACCGCGAUUUGGAGGCAAUGGCACAUGCUGUGGGCACAGAACCCAUCCUCAUUGACGCAGACUUCAACAGUACUGUCCCUGGAGGUCCAAUUGGUGGGCAGACAAGAGUAACCCUGAGGAAUGAGCACCUGCAGUACAUCCUAACCUGGUAUGGGCUGUGUGCAGCAACCUCCUAUAUGUGGUUCCAGAAGUUUGUACGGAAAGUGGCUGCCUAGUGAUCCUGUCAGCCGAUCCUCCUUGGAAAUCAAUCCCUUGCUUGUGUAAAUGAUGUUAUAAAUUCACAGUUCAAAA
Molecule: messenger RNA, 1123 nt
Organism: Stegostoma tigrinum
Lineage: Eukaryota; Metazoa; Chordata; Chondrichthyes; Orectolobiformes; Stegostomatidae
Product: surfeit locus protein 1
Exons: 9
Coding region: 118-1047 (309 amino acids)
Biological process (GO): mitochondrial respiratory chain complex IV assembly
Cellular component (GO): membrane; mitochondrion
Source: RefSeq, a predicted model, not a curated record